Messenger RNA from Ixodes scapularis (black-legged tick), 1947 nucleotides. RefSeq names its product putative nuclease HARBI1. The transcript is spliced from 4 exons. Lineage: Eukaryota; Metazoa; Arthropoda; Arachnida; Ixodida; Ixodidae. Bases 627 to 1670 code for a protein of 347 amino acids. The record is from RefSeq and is a predicted model, not a curated record.
UCGAAGAGCUAACCGCGGUUAGCGUUGGCCAAAGUCCCUAGUAGGUACCGAAAGUACCUAGUUGUACCUACGUUGUACCUACUACGAAACUUUAAUGGCUGGACAUAAAACAAAUCCGUCCUUUAUUAUUGGGCUGGAGCCUGCGCCACCUUGUGCUGAAAAAAAUAAAUCGUUAUUUUUUUAUGAUACAACGUUUGCUUUAUGGGAACCGUUUUCGGCUAAAUCUAGUUGUAACUUGCAAGAAACGUUUGCUCAAUUGAAAAGAAAAAGGAUAGUUUCUUUUUUGCAUCGAAAUUCUUUCUUUCGAAGUGUGGAAGCGUAGACAAGACACCUAGUCAAAGUGCUUUGCAGUUUUCUGUUGUCGUGUUUUGCAAAAAGCAAGUGCGUCGACCGUCGCUUCCAAGUCUGGCAACGCCGUGUGUGCCGUGUCGCGUGCACGGCGUUUGUUUAUACAACCAGUUUCGCCUCGUUGCACGCAACGCGCGUUUCUCGUUUUCGGUUAUCAUCUGAGUUUUCCUGUCUGUAUUCUGCCCUUCGACCGACCGACCCACCGACAAACCCUCCGACCGGCCACGGACUGACUGAUAAGAUUUGCGGACCGAUUUCCGACUUUGCUACCGGGCAGAAUGUCCAACGCAAGGAAUCGCCGACACAGAAGAGACCGCACGGACGCGCAGUACGCAGCGGCAAUGAUGAGGCGACAGCGUGUGCUGCGGGACCGCCUGAACCCCUUUGAGGAUUUCGACGAGGAUGGGCUGCAGCAACGGUUCCGAUUUGGAAGAGCGGGCAUAAUGUUUCUCGCCGACACACUGCGUCCGGACUUGGAGCGCCGUACACGUCGUAGCCGCGCCCUCUCUGCGGAGCAGCAAGUGAUCAUCGCCUUGCAGUUCUACGCAACUGGGAACUUUCUGAUCACUGCAGGCGACUACAUCCGCGUGCAUGUGUCAAGUGCUUCACGGGCUGUGAGGCAAGUCACCGUAGCGCUGGCUCGUCGAGCACAAGACUUCAUACGAUGGCCUGACGCUGCGGAGGGGGCAGCCUUGCAGCACAAGUUCUACGACAUGGCCGGCUUUCCUUUGGUCGUGGGUGCUGUUGACGGUACCCAUGUCCGGAUCCAGGCACCCCAUGUGCACGAGGAGGCGUACGUCAACCGCCAUGGAUACCAUUCCAUCAACGUACAGGUGGUCGUUGACGCCUCUUCUCGGAUUCGCAACGUGGUUGCAAGGUGGCCUGGAAGCACCCACGACUCUCGGAUCUUCACGGAGAGCACCUUGGCAGUCAAGCUGGCCAGUGGAGAGUACGACGGCCUGCUGCUUGGUGACAGCGGCUACUCCUGUCAACCUUGGCUGAUGACGCCAUUCCUGUCGCCGUCAUCAGCAGCCGAGGUCGCAUACAAUACGGCACACACGACGACAAGAAGCAUUGUUGAACGGACAAUCGGCCAACUCAAGCGGAGGUUCCAUUGCCUUCACGCUGAGCUCCGAAUGGCUCCAGAACGGUGCUGCGACAUCAUUGUCGCGUGCUGUGCCCUCCACAGCCUGGCCAAGAGGUACCCCUGCAGGACACCCGUGGCCGCCAUCCCCGCUGAGGUUCCCGUUGAGCCCGUAGCAGCCAACCGUGCUGAGAGCAACGAGGCCCGAGACUUUAUUGUCAACCAUUUCUUCGGCUAAGUAUCCUGCUGUCGCUCGGCCCUUCUCUGGUACUGCUGUGCAGCCUCACGGGUCCAGCGCUGGUUGUGCUGCACAACAGGAGAGGCCAGUGUUCUCUGUGCUGCGUCGUCUUCAACUGUACUGCUGCCAGAUGACGAGGGUGGCGGCGUCGUCACCCUUCCCGUGCAGCUGCUGUAGUGACACGCAUGACCAGGAAAUUGUUUGAGGUUAAAGGGAUACUACAACAAAAUUUCGGGUUUCAUUUUUUGGUCUAUAUGUGUUCGAAGGAGCAGUAUCA